Helianthus annuus (common sunflower) is the source of this 1123-nucleotide messenger RNA. RefSeq lists its product as uncharacterized. The record is from RefSeq and is a predicted model, not a curated record. The coding region runs from base 133 to 630 and encodes 165 amino acids. The transcript is spliced from 8 exons. NCBI's taxonomy places the organism in Eukaryota, Viridiplantae, Streptophyta, Magnoliopsida, Asterales, Asteraceae.
GAGUAUCUCUGUUUAUCUUCUGUGUGUGUGUGUGUGAGUAAAGAAGAAACCCCUUAUGAUGUCUCACAAUAUUCAACGUCGUCGUUUAGGUGAUGAUUAUAAGUUAAAUUGUGGUUCGAUUUAUACAAUUUCAUGUACAUUACCUCCCACACGCGCAAUAUGGCGGUUAUGAUGAAAUCUCAAAUUCAUGGAUUUUUGAGCCUGAGAUCUGCAUCAUCGUCACUUAGCCUCAGGAGAACUGCUUUGCCUCCUCGCCCUCUUAUUUUGAGGGCGUGUGCAUCUAAUCCCGACCAUGAUCGAUUUUUUAUCUUGAAAAAAGGGGCAGUAGUAAAACUGAGAAUCAAGGAGGUUUUGGAGGCUGCUUCUCAGGAGGCUGAAGCUGACAUUGAAGCUGAUCUUUAUGCUGCUGAAGAUUCCGAGAUUCAUGAAGUGGUGGAGAAGAGGCCAAAGAGUCUUUGGGGAUUUGUGUCUCGUGAGGUCAUAAAUGCAAUUUUGGGCGUCGAGAUGUUUGCAAUGUUGGGCAUGUGCAUCGGUUUCAAAAAUUGGGUGAAACAAUACCCAAUAGUACCGAUUUUGUUGUUUGUUUCGGUGAUCGCUUUGAAGUAUGCAUUGUAUAAAACAGGUGAAUGAAACUUAUGAUUGUUUGUAUGUAUGUAUGCCCUUGGCAUUUCGAUACCAAACUUAUACCAUGGUAAGUAUUUUAACUGCCAUGCUUAACACCCAUCAACCACGGAGAUGCUUAAGCGCCAACUUAUCAUGUGGUUGGGGAGUUUGUAUUGUUCACCCAUGAUGAUGUUGUCUUUGUACAAGAAGCAGAUGUCAAACCACAGUGGUGGGAGAUUAUCUAUAUUGAAGAUUUGAUGGUAGCAAACCUAAUGUCAAAGCAUGUCACUCUUCUGCAAAUGAAAAAGAAACAGAGUUAAUUAACAAUGACCGAUCCUUGAGUUAGCGCACAUCAAUAAUGUUUAUCACAAGAAACAUUUUCCGGUGUUAAGUUGCUGAAUGUUGCUCAUUUCCUGUACCCUCAAUUUCUUUAUACAAUACACAAUAGAUAGCUUGAAUUUUAUGGAUUUUCACACCACACAAAUCAUUUAAAUAGUUGAGCGAUGGCAGUUUGAUACCC